This is a messenger RNA of Propithecus coquereli (Coquerel's sifaka), 927 nucleotides long. It is a transcript of the gene ARPC1A, whose product is annotated as actin related protein 2/3 complex, subunit 1A, 41kDa. Bases 148 to 774 code for a protein of 208 amino acids. Gene Ontology annotation, molecular function: actin filament binding. Lineage: Eukaryota; Metazoa; Chordata; Mammalia; Primates; Indriidae. Gene Ontology annotation, biological process: Arp2/3 complex-mediated actin nucleation. The transcript has 8 exons. Gene Ontology annotation, cellular component: actin cytoskeleton; Arp2/3 protein complex. The record is from RefSeq and is a predicted model, not a curated record.
GUCAGCCGCUCCCUCUGGGCCUCGGUCCUCCGCCCGCGCCCGCGGAGCCUGUUCGCGUCGACUGACCAGAGUCCGCGAAUUCUCCGCUCCGAUCCCGUCCAGACUGUCCCCACCCCAGCUUUCUAUUCUUUGAAAACACUAAGAAUAAUGUCCCUGCAUCAGUUUUUACUAGAGCCAAUCACCUGUCAUGCCUGGAACAGGGAUCGUACUCAAAUUGCUCUUAGCCCCAAUAAUCAUGAAGUGCACAUCUAUAAGAAAAAUGGGAGCCAGUGGGUGAAAGCUCAUGAACUCAAGGAGCACAACGGACACAUCACAGGAGCCCUGAAGCUGCAUGGUCUGUUUCAUCUCGCGGUAACAAACGUUCUUGUGUUUAGGGUCUCAACUCUGAAAACAGAGUUCCUGCCACUCCUGAGUGUAUCGUUUGUCUCCGAGAACAGCGUUGUGGCUGCUGGCCAUGACUGCUGCCCAAUGCUCUUUAACUAUGAUGACCGCGGCUGCUUGACCUUUGUCUCCAAGUUAGACAUUCCAAAACAGAGCAUCCAGCGCAACAUGUCUGCCAUGGAACGUUUCCGCAACAUGGACAAGAGGGCCACGACCGAGGACCGCAAUACAGCCUUGGAGACGCUGCACCAGAAUAGCAUCACUCAAGUGUCUAUUUAUGAGGUGGACAAGCAAGACUGUCGCAAAUUUUGCACUACCGGCAUCGAUGGAGCCAUGACAAUUUGGGAUUUCAAGACCUUAGAGUCUUCUAUCCAGGGCCUCCGGAUAAUGUGAAGCUGAGUGAGCCUCUGCCAUCCAGCACGACAAACGGUGGCUGACCACAGCUCUGCCAUUGGAUGGUGAGGAAAGCCAGCCCCAAGGAAACACUGAAAACACAUAUCGUGCAAAUAGUGUGUGGUUUUGUUUGAGUAUAAAAUUGGUGAAAGU